This is a messenger RNA of Postia placenta MAD-698-R-SB12, 441 nucleotides long. RefSeq lists its product as hypothetical. The coding region runs from base 1 to 441 and encodes 146 amino acids. The record is from RefSeq and is a predicted model, not a curated record. The transcript has 6 exons. NCBI's taxonomy places the organism in Eukaryota, Fungi, Basidiomycota, Agaricomycetes, Polyporales, Adustoporiaceae.
AUGGCACCCCCUAAGCCCAAUACUAAACCUCCAAAGAAGGCCGCAGUCAUUCAUAACGUAGCCAAAAUUGCCUCCGAGAGCGACAAGUUCAGGAGGGUCGUCUGGACCGGAAAGCACAGCCAGAUGGUCAUCAUGACCGUCCCUGUCGGUGGGGAAAUUGGAGAGGAGACGCAUUCCGUGGAUCAGCAUCUCUACUUUGUGUCUGGUACCGCACAGGUGAUCACAGAAGGAAAGCACGAUAACAUCAGCCCGGGGGACCACGUUAUCAUUCCAGCUGGGACGCUGCACAACUUCCUUAACACAGGUCCUAAUCCUCUCAUAGUCUCCACGGUGUACGCUCCCGCGGAGCACAAAGCGGACACGGUUCACGACAGUCUGGAGCAAGGUGAAAAACUUGAGGAUGAAGGCAAGGAUGAACCUCCGGAGUGGGCGAGGAAGUGA